This is a messenger RNA of Musa acuminata subsp. malaccensis (wild Malaysian banana), 1721 nucleotides long. RefSeq names its product cytochrome P450 85A-like. Gene Ontology annotation, molecular function: oxidoreductase activity, acting on paired donors, with incorporation or reduction of molecular oxygen; heme binding; iron ion binding. Gene Ontology annotation, biological process: multicellular organism development; brassinosteroid homeostasis; sterol metabolic process. Lineage: Eukaryota; Viridiplantae; Streptophyta; Magnoliopsida; Zingiberales; Musaceae. The record is from RefSeq and is a predicted model, not a curated record.
UCUGCGACUCCCGAGGCGACGGUGAAAUGGUGGUGGGCGUCGGAGCUGUUCUGGGGAUCCUCCUCGGCCUCGUGUUUGUUUGCGGUGGCUUACUGAGGUGGAAUGAGCUGCGGUACAGGAAGAAGGGGCUGCCUCCGGGGACGAUGGGGUGGCCGGUCAUCGGCGAGACCUCUGAGUUCCUCAAACAAGGCCCGACCUUCUUGAAGAACCAGAGAGCCCGGUUUGGGAAUCUGUUCAGGACACACAUACUGGGGUGCCCUACAGUGAUAUGCAUGGAUGCAGAGGUGAAUAGGUACAUCAUCGUGAAUGAGGGGAAGGGCCUGGUUCCUGGUUAUCCUCAGUCAAUGGUGGAUAUGAUGGGGAAAUGGAAUAUUGCUGCGGUACAUGGUCCCCAACACAAGGCCAUGAGAAGUGCUAUGCUUGGUCUUAUUAGUCCCACUGCCAUCCGGGACCAACUCCUCCCCAAGAUUGAUGAGUUCAUGAGAUCCUUCAUCCGCAGCUGGAGUGACCAAGUCAUAGACAUCCAAGAGGAAUCCAAGGAGCUGUGGCUGCACUCGGCCUUGAAGCUGAUUGCCAGCGUCGAAACCGGUCCGCUGGCCAGGGAUCUCAAGUCGGAGAUCAACAAACUUGUUCUGGGAACACUAGCCUUGCCUUUGAACUUUCCUGGCACGAAUUAUCGCCGUGGGAUGCAGGCAAGGAGAAGCGUCGUGAGCAUGCUGGAAAAACUCAUGGAGGAGAGACGAGCCUCUCCAAGCUCCCAGCUUGACAUGCUUGAUUCCCUGCUGCGACCUGACGAUCCCGCGAAACCGAAGCUGAGUGAUGAGCAGAUCAUUGAUCUGAUCCUCACCCUCAUCUACUCCGGGUUCGAAACUGUCUCCACCACCACGAUGAUGAGCGUCAAGUAUCUCCAUGAUGACCCAAAAGUUCUCGAGGAAUUGAGGAAUGAACAUUUUGCAAUCAGGAAAAAGAAGUCUGCAAAUGAUCCACUGGACUGGAAUGACUACAAAUCCAUGACUUUGACUCGCGCGGUCAUCUUUGAGACUCUGAGGCUGUCCACGGUUGUCAAUGGGGUGCUGAGGAAGACAACCCAAGACAUGGAAAUAGGAGGAUUUGUUGUUCCAAAGGGGUGGAGAAUCUAUGUCUUCGUCAGAGAGCACAACUAUGAUCCCUUCCUUUAUCCAGAACCAUUCAAAUUCAACCCUUGGAGAUGGAUGGAUCAAAGCUUGGAGUCGAACCAGUGCUUCAUGCAGUUUGGAGGUGGUGGCAGGCUAUGCCCAGGCAAAGAAUUAGGAAUAGUAGAGAUAGCAAUAUUUCUCCACCACUUCGUCACCAAGUACAGAUGGGAAGAAGUCGGAAGGCAGAAGCUAUUGAAGUUUCCGAGAGUUGAAGCACCCAAUGGGCUUCACAUACGCGUAUCCAAUCUGCUGAAUUGACAUCAUGUGCAGAAGUACAAUAGGCUCACUAAUAAAUGCAACAUCAUAACCUCUUAUCUUCUGCUGCAGAUGAUGAAUGGGAAUAAAACUAUGAAUUCUAAAAAGGACCGACUCUUUUCUCUUCAUCAAGUAGAAUAUCAAGAAAUAACAGCAGCUAAACACAUCUGAUUCUUUUGAGAGAGUUCAAGAGAGAUUGUGCAGAAUCCCUUUUGGGUAAAUCUUUCAGCACCAACUCUAUUCUCACAUGAAAAAUGUGAGAUAAUGUGCUUUUUACAGCAUCAAGUGAAA